Ceratotherium simum simum (southern white rhinoceros) is the source of this 408-nucleotide messenger RNA. Its product is annotated as whey acidic protein-like. The record is from RefSeq and is a predicted model, not a curated record. Gene Ontology annotation, molecular function: peptidase inhibitor activity. Gene Ontology annotation, cellular component: extracellular region. Lineage: Eukaryota; Metazoa; Chordata; Mammalia; Perissodactyla; Rhinocerotidae.
AUGCACUGUCUUGCCAGCCUUGCCCUGGCCCUCCUCGCCCUGGAGGCUGCCCUCACACUGGCCCUAGCCCUCUCUUUGCCAGGGGCCACCGUGUGCCCGGAGCUCAGCUCCUCCCCCAAGGAGUCCUGCGUGAUCUCCUGCUUCACCCACAACAGCUGCCCCUCAGGGUCCAGGUGCUGCACCCAACCCUGCAGCCACUCCUGCCUGGUCCCCCUCACUAGCCCCCUGGUCCCAGAGCCCUGCUGGGAGAGCAGCGAGUGCUCCAGGGACGACCAGAGUGAGAACAACCAGAAGUGUUGCUUCAGCACGUGUGCCAUGAGGCAUCUGGAUCCUAACACAGGCGAGCGUCCCGGAGACCCCUCCCCCAGCACACCUUCCCCUAGCAGCUUCUCCUUUUGCCUCUCCUGA